AUGACCAUUCCUUCUUCCUCUCCUCCCCGUGUUGGCCUCAUCUUGAUCGAUCAUGGUUCGCCAUCAUCAGCUUGGAACAAGUCCCAUGAGGAGCUCCUACCUAAAAUAGAGGAGGAGCUGAGUCGGAGAGGGCUCAGGUCGAUGUUUGAUGCGAUUCGAUGGUGCCACAUGGAGUUUGCUCAACCCUCUGUAGCUAAGACCAUGAACGGACUAGAAGUGGAAGGAAUUUCGAGAGUUAUAGCGAUUCCAGUCUUCGUGUCCGUCAGCUCUCAUUCGGAGAGGGACCUCCCAAAUAUACUCAACAUUAGAUUCCAUCCAGAUCAAGAUUCGGAAAUGGUGCGGUAUACCGGUCGUGUGCCGGUGACCUUGUGUACACCCUUGGAUCACCAACACAGUCUCCUCCCUAAAGUCAUCGCUAAGCAGGUGGUUGACAUGAUGACGGAAAGCCUCGCCUUCCUAGCCCGGGCUAAUGAUGGCUUCACUAAGAGGAAGGAGGAGGGUUUGCUUCCAGGCGUUAUCGGAUGCCCCGAUCAGUUUAUCCUCAACCCUCUGUUGAUCUCCGCCUUAGUGGAUUGUGGUGUUCAUGCGUGCCAAGUGGCGACCGGUCGGAAGAGGGUACCUCAACUAGAAGGUCAAGAUAAAGAGGUAGCGGCUGGGGUUACUGUUGUGGACUUGCUGGACCCGGGCUCGUGCCGCCCUACAACCCUCCCUUCUGGCUCACCAGAGACGUCCUCCCAGGCCACAAUGAUAGGCCAGUCGCUGGGCACUCAAACCGGGAGGCGACAGGGAAUCACAAGGGCUCCUCCGAGAGGCAAGGGGAAGGAGGCAGUACGACUGCAGUGGCGUUGGGCGCAUGAGUUUGCUGACAACAACAUGGGCUUUUUCUCUUGCUGGAAUUAG
This is a messenger RNA of Perkinsus marinus ATCC 50983, 900 nucleotides long. Its product is annotated as Sirohydrochlorin cobaltochelatase, putative. NCBI's taxonomy places the organism in Eukaryota, Perkinsozoa, Perkinsida, Perkinsidae. The transcript is spliced from 8 exons. Gene Ontology annotation, molecular function: lyase activity. The record is from RefSeq and is a predicted model, not a curated record. Bases 1 to 900 code for a protein of 299 amino acids.